Molecule: messenger RNA, 1201 nt
Organism: Trichomonas vaginalis G3
Lineage: Eukaryota; Parabasalia; Trichomonadida; Trichomonadidae
Product: DNA/RNA polymerases family
Exons: 1
Source: RefSeq, a predicted model, not a curated record
AUGACUCAUUUCGUUAGAGUUGACUUUAAUUCAUUAUAUCCUUCAUCAUUUUCAUCUAAUCCUCAUGAUUUCAUUCAAUAUACUGACCAUAAAAUGUAUAUGCCGGGAAGAUUGAAUGGUGUUAUCAUUUGUGAUACAGCAACAAAGAAAGCAAAAGCACUGGGAAUAAUUAAGAAGAAAAAUACUUUAUUCGUUGCUGAAGUAAAGGGUCACAUUGAUGAAAAAUACAUUAAUGAUUACAUAAACUUUUUACCGAUAAUAAGAAACUUAGAUAUUAUCACAGAUGAAAAAACAAUUGGCAGUUUUAUGUAUAAUUACAUGAAAUCAAACAAUCUACCAGUUGACCAGAAACAGAGGAAAUUAACUCAAUUAGCAUCAACACACAACCAAUAUCAACCAUUUUCUUCUUAUUAUCUUUGGUAUCUAAUAGACAGAUUUCAUUUUAUCAUUGAUGACAUUCAAUCAAUUUUAACAUUUACGAAAAACACUUGUUUUAAUGAAUUUGCGAACGAAUUUAUGAACGAAAGACAAAAGGCUGAAUUAGAAGGAAAUAAAGGAAAAAGUUUAUUUUGCAAGAUUUCGCUUAAUGGAUUAUAUGGUUACGAUGCAAUGAAUACACAAAAUUACGCAAAGACUAAAAUAAUGAAUGCACAGAAAUCACGCGUUGCAUGUAUGUCAAAUAAGUUUAAAAACAUAAGAGAAAUAGGUGAGGAUACAUAUCAAGUGAUGCUUAAAGAUAGAUUUUAUAGAUGUGAUACAUGUUUACAAGAGGCAUUCUUCACUUUAGAUAAUGCUAAAUACUGGUAUUUGGUUUUCAUUUAUGAUUUUAUGUAUAAAUGCAUGGAUGUUAAUCGUUUUCAUUUCAUUGAAGGUGAUACUGAUUCAUCUUAUUGGGCUAUUGCUGGCGAUCCAAGUCUUCCUAACACUCAAGCAUUUCAGGCGAUUGUUACCGAUAAAAAAUUUUAUGAUAAAAACAUUUUCAAAUUCGCACCAUUUGAUUUCUUCUGUUUUGAUGAGAAAUUUAAACCUAAAUUAAAGAAUAAAGCUGAAGAAAAAGCACAUGAGAAAAAAUUAUUGGGUUUAGCAAUUGAGAAACAAGGUGAUAACAUGGUUGCUUUAUGUCCUAAGUGUUAUACAUCAUUCAACGGUUCAAUUGAUGGAAGUGAUUUUAAAAAGAUUGCACAAAAAAUGAAGGGUGUUA